Messenger RNA from Toxotes jaculatrix (banded archerfish), 1237 nucleotides. RefSeq names its product empty spiracles homeobox 1 (gene emx1). The coding region runs from base 1 to 702 and encodes 233 amino acids. The record is from RefSeq and is a predicted model, not a curated record. NCBI's taxonomy places the organism in Eukaryota, Metazoa, Chordata, Actinopteri, Toxotidae. The transcript has 3 exons. Gene Ontology annotation, biological process: neuron differentiation; regulation of DNA-templated transcription; brain development. Gene Ontology annotation, molecular function: DNA-binding transcription factor activity, RNA polymerase II-specific; DNA binding.
AUGAUGUUUCCCACUGCAGGAAAGCGCUGCUUCACGAUAGAGUCUCUGGUCGCCAAAGAGAACCCUCUAACAACCGAGGAUCCCAUCCGUCCGACGGCGUUAAGUUACUCCAACCCGACGACAGAUGCCUUAAUGAACGGUUACCAGGCUCCACCGGCCAGGUCCCUCUACCAGAGCCCGGACCUGGUGUUCCCAGAGACGGUAAACCACCCCUCCCUCACGGUGGCUCCUCACCAGCUCGGAAGCUCUCACCUACAGCAUCCGCACUUCUUCGGGACGCAACACCGAGACCCGCUCAACUUCUACCCCUGGGUCCUACGGAACAGAUUUUUCGGACACCGGUUUCAAGGUAAUGAUGUGUCCCAGGACAGCCUGCUCCUCCACGGUCCUUUUGCCAGGAAACCCAAACGCAUCCGGACGGCCUUCUCUCCCUCGCAGCUCCUCCGUCUGGAAAGGGCCUUCGAGAAGAACCACUAUGUGGUGGGAGCCGAGAGGAAGCAGCUGGCGAACAGCUUGAGCUUAUCUGAAACACAGGUGAAGGUCUGGUUCCAGAACAGGCGGACCAAGUACAAGCGACAGAAGCUGGAGGAGGAGGGACCAGACAGCCAGCAGAAGAAGAAAGGAAACCACCACAUCAACAGAUGGCGCAUCGCUACCAAGCAGGCCAGCUCCGAGGACAUUGAUGUGACCUCGGAGGACUAAAACCUUGGUCCAGCCUCCGAUCAUGCUGCCCUAAACCCCGCGUCCCCUUCUGACGCUUCAGAGGACCAACACUAUUUAUUAUGUAAUAUUAUUAAGUAUAAUUAGACACAUUAGAGGAAGACACACACGGACUAAACAUGUGAUCACCACACAUCUCUUCGAGGUGCUAUACUCAGUGACACUGGAAAAAAAACCCAUCUUAUUUAAUGACAUCCAUCCUGAGUGAGACUGGAUGAGGAGAGAUCCUUCCAUUGUUUUUGAUCUUUGGUGUGUGACAACCAAAGAUGAAGGGAAACAACGUCAACCUCUAUCACAGUGUUUUCUUUUUUUUUUUUUUUUAUUGUACAUAGGCCACUUAUAAAGGUUGUUUUUGAAAGAGGCUAUUUGUUUCAUUAAAGCUGUUUUUACCACCUGCUUAAGUCAUUAACACCUCACUGCUCACCCCACCCACUCUGCCUCCUGUGCACCAUGUUAAUUUAAAUUUCUCCUCAAUGAGAAAGUGUUGUCGCACACUUUUAAUCCACCCAGUGAGUCG